AUGGCAACGCCCUGUCUCUUUCAAUUGCGUCACAUCCUUAUUCGUCCCUCGACUGGACCAAUAACAGUAGUCCGGACCUUUUCCUCCAGCGCCCCUUUCUUCUACUCCAGAGCCAAGAACUCCUCCUCCAAAGCACCAACAACAACAGCAACAGGUUCAGGCACCAACCCAUGGAAGAAACUGACAAACAGCAACAACAGUAGCCCCUAUGUGCCACCUGCAAACUCGGUUUUGGCCUAUGUCGGACCUUACGCUUCCUCGCUGCGUCAAUGCAAGACUGUGGCCUUUGUGUUUGGUGCAUGCGGUUGUAUUGCUGUGCCUUCAACCCUCUUUCUCGGAAACACUGAACAUUUCUUGGCGAUCAUGGCUGGAGUGGUAUCAUUGUCACCAUCGAUUCUGCUGCAUGCGCUAUUCCGCAACGAAGUGACCAAGAUCCAUGUCCAGGGCUCGCUCUCGACAAAGACACCAGCCCCUACAGUAACUGUGUCGACAAAGGACGCGCUCAAGUUGACGUUAGAGAAGCUCAACUGGCGUGGUGUGCCUCAACCAUCCCAGGUCCUGUCGACCAAUAUCUUUGUUCAAUCCGAGACUGACAAGUCUGUCACCUGGACGACAGCUUCUGCCACUACUCCAGCUUCAGCAACCAAGCCUGGUUCCCGACAGUCACCGAAGGUGCCUUCAGCGGCGGCAGCGCAGGUUCCUAGGAAGGAAACUUAUCGUGUGAACAAGCAGAUGAUGCUGAGUAACCCCAGUUUCUCGUUUGUGAUGGAUCAGAUCGAGCACCAGUCUCGGCUCUCACACGGCAAGGCCACUCAAUCUUAA
This is a messenger RNA of Linnemannia hyalina, 822 nucleotides long. Lineage: Eukaryota; Fungi; Mortierellomycota; Mortierellomycetes; Mortierellales; Mortierellaceae. The record is from the annotation of a GenBank genome assembly.